ACGAGCGGAGGAAGAGAGAGGGGCAGAGAGAGGAGGGGAAGCGACGGCGAAGGAGCGGCGCGCCAAUGCGGAACUGAACCGGACAGACGACAUGGUGUGGGAUGGAUUGCCAAAGACUCGACAGUAACUGGGCCUGCUGUGUGGGAGGAACCGGGGAAAGUCUGCCCAAGCGGAUCAGUUUAUCGGGUACGGGGAAACGAGGAGGAGGAUCGCAAAUCCACGCUGCCAGGGGACCUAAACUUGGGGGCAACGAGAAUAGGAGGAAGGGAGAGAGAGUAUACCCGAGGGAAAGACAGGCAAGAAGCCGUGAAGCUCUCGGCUGGAAGGAGGCGGUGGUGGAGUUCGGUAGCUGCCGUUAAGCCGGACUGGACAAGAUGCUGUUGCUGUAAGGGACCUUCACGGGGCAGAUCGGAGAACCCGGAAAAUCGUUUCUGUUCACUCUGGGAAAUAAUC
Messenger RNA from Aspergillus vadensis CBS 113365, 453 nucleotides. RefSeq lists its product as uncharacterized. Lineage: Eukaryota; Fungi; Ascomycota; Eurotiomycetes; Eurotiales; Aspergillaceae. The transcript has a single exon. The record is from RefSeq and is a predicted model, not a curated record. Bases 102 to 359 code for a protein of 85 amino acids.